GUGAAUGCAGCUAGUAGCGGAGAGGAUGGGGCUGCGGUGACCGGAGAUCAGGAGGAUCCCGUUAUAACGGAGAUUUCAGCCUUUGCAAUGAAAAGGGUGAAAUCGGCGGCAAAACCGCAGCAUUUCUGCACCAAAAUCAAAGCAAUUUUGCUGCUGCCUCCCAUCUCCAGAGUGGAUAUUGUAAGAGUGAUCCAGGAGGAUAUGUUGCCCUGACUGAGGAGAAUCAACAAGAUGGCUGCACAAAAGAUCCGAUCCGCUAAUGCCAACGGCCUGCCGCGCUGCAAGUCUGAAGGAACACUCAUUGAUAUUAGUAGCAGUGCCCCUGAUGAAAGCCUUAGUGAUGUCAAGGUGCUGUCACCAAGCUCUUUGCGUAUAGACAGUCCUACAUCCCUCGAUAAUGUAAAGGAGGUGGUUGCUAUUAAGGAUUAUUGUCCCAGUAACUUUACCACCUUGAAAUUUUCUAAAGGAGAACAUCUGUACGUGUUGGACACUUCUGGGGGUGACUGGUGGUAUGCGCACAAUACAACAGAAAUGGGUUACAUACCAUCUGCUUAUGUUCAACCUGUCAACUAUCGGGACUCUUGUCUUAGUGACAGUGGUAUGAUAGAUGGAUUGAUGGAAAGCAUUGAUGAAGGUGUUAAAGAGCUGGAUCUCUUAGGUGACUGGACUGAUAUCCUCAAUCAGAAAGCUGUCAAAACGAAUAACAACAACCCCUUCUUGCGGCCAACUGUUUCAAACCCCUUUCUGAAUGGUCCAGUGAAUGUUCCGCAGAAGAUAGCCGCGGAUUCUGGAAAUUCAGUUGAUUUACUGAUGUUUGAUCCAUUAGCACCAUCUUCUGCUAGCUCUACAGAAACCAGCACUGAUGUGUUCUUGGAAUUUUUACCACGUGCCAAUCAAAUAGAUGUAAUGGAAGAGACAGCCCCUGUAAAAAGGGACAACCCAUUUUUCCGGAGCAAGCGUUCCUACAGCCUCUCCGAGCUGUCCAUUCUCCAGGCAAAGUCUGAUAAUCCAGCCACGGGCAGCUUUUUUGCUGGUCUCAAGUCCCCAGCUCCUGAGCAGUUCCAGAGCAGAGAAGAUUUCAGAACUGCAUGGCUCAAUCACCGCAAGCUGGCCCGGUCCUGCCAUGAUCUGGACUUGUUGGGCCAGAAUCCUGGCUGGGGUCAGACUCAGCCUGUGGAAACUAGCAUUGUCUGCAGGCUGGACAGCUCUGGGGGUGCCGUGCAGCUGCCGGAUACAAACAUUAGUAUUCAUGUCCCAGAAGGACAUGUAGCCACUGAUGAGACGCAGCAGAUCUCACUCAAAGCCUUGCUUGAUCCUCCACUGGAACUCAACAAUGAUAGGUGCUCAACAGUAAGCCCUGUGCUGGAAAUCAAACUUAGUAAUAUGGAGGUGCAGACCUUUCUGACAUUAGAGGUAAAAGUCUCUGUACAGCUAAAAUGUAAUAUACUUGCUCCAAACAACAUUGGCAUAAAGUGCUUGCGGAGUGAUGCAAAAGAAGGUCCUUACAAUUUAUUGCCACAUUCUUAUACAUAUGGGGACACCAUUCAAGUAAAGUUGGAAAACUUAGAACCAAUUAUGUAUGUUGUGAUGGUUGUUCAAGCCCAGACCAUGGUACCCCCUUCUACUGUGUGGGAAUAUGUUAACAAGAAGGUAACUGUUGGAGUAUAUGGUCCCAAACAUGUUCAUCCUACAUUUAAAGCUGUACUUGCUAUAUUUGGUCAUGAUUGUGCCCCUAAGACCCUUUUGGUCAAUGAGGUAGGCCAGCAAUCCCAUGGAGUUGCACCCGUAACCUUACAGCUGUGGGGGAAACAACAGUUUAUUCUUCCCAAACCUCAAGAUCUGAAACUUUGUCUUUACUCCAACAUGACACAUUAUAGAGUGGAAGAUGGUGACCAGGGCAAAAUUGUAAGAGGGUUUCAACUUAAACUAGGCAAAGUCAGCCGGAUCAUUUUUCCAAUUAAUUGCCAUGACCCUGAACAGCUUUCCGACUUCACUCUUAGGGUGCAGGUUAGAGAUGAAGUGGGUAAUGUCUUAUCACAGUACUGUGUACAAACGCCAAGGCCACCUCCAAAAACUGGUCUGAAAUCCACAGGACCAAGAAGAUUUCUUAAGAAAAAAGAAAUUGGAAAAAUAGUUCUGUCCCCUCUAGCUGUUACAUGUAAGUAUCCUACAUUCCAGGAACUGCCAAUAACCAACCUAAAAUAUGGCAAACUACUAAAAACUGUUGUGCGACAAAGUAAAAACCCAUAUCUACUGGAGUACAAGAAGGGAGAUGUGAUAGCACUUCUGAAUGAAGAGAAGAUUAGACUGAAGGGACAGUUAUGGACUAAAGAGUGGUACAUUGGUUAUUACCAGGGCAAGAUAGGACUGAUUCAUGCUAAGAAUGUGCUCGUUGUAGGAAAAGCAAGACCAAAUCUUUUCUCGGGGACGGAAUUGACUACAAGCACCCUUUUAGAGCAAAUCCUGCGACCUUGCAAGUUUUUAACCUAUAUCUAUGCCUCAGUUCGUACCCAGUUAAUGGAGAACAUUGGCAGCUGGAGAUCCUUUGCUGAUGCCCUUGGUUAUGGAAAUCUACCCCUUUCUUACUUCUGUCGUGUGGAAUUGGAGAAUGAGACUGAAAGAGUGGCAUCUGUAUUGGAGAAACUGAAGGAGGAAUGCAACAACAAUGAGGGCAAGGAAAGGAAGUCAUUCCAAAAGGAGCUGAUUUCGGCCUUACUGAAAAUGGACUGCCAAGGCCUGGUGGUCAGGCUUAUUCAGGACUUUGUAUUGCUCACCACUGCAGUUGAGGUAGCCCAGCGCUGGCGAGAGCUGGCAGAGAAACUGGCAAAGGUGUCAAAACAGCAGAUGGAGGGCUACGAAGCCCCUCACCGUGACAAAAAUGGAGUACUGGACAGUGAGGCCAUGUGGAAGCCAGCCUAUGAUUUCCUUCUUACAUGGAGCGCACAGAUUGGGGACAGCUACCGGGACGUCAUCCAGGAGCUCCACACAGGCCUGGAUAAAAUGCGCAGUCCCAUCACCAAGAGAUGGAAGCAUCUCACAGGGACUCUGAUUCUUGUCAAUUCUCUGGACUCUCUGAGAGCAAAUGCAUUCAGCACACAGGACCAGGAGGACUGCAUCAUCUAACCUUCACAUUGAGUUGGACCGAUUGAGCAAAGGAUCUCUACGGGAAUGCAUUAAAAGCCGGCCAAGACAAAUGCAGCCUGCGAUGGCCGUUUUGAUAUUGUGAAUUUUGGACUACGUUGGCCACUAAUGCACCGUAACGUUCCUGCGAACUGUUGUAUAUUAGUGAAGCAGAUUAACUCUUUGGUUAAGGGUUAUAUCUGCACCUUCUGUUUAAUAUUUUUUAAAUCCAUGCAGACAUGUUUUUUUGUUAGUCUGUACACUGGAUGACCCUGUCUUUUAGUCGCCGGUUCGCUCUUGUUUGCUCUAUCUCUAGGGUGUGUGUACAGUGUAAAUAAGUGGCGAUGGUUUAAAACACAGGGUGGUUUAGAGGCAGAGAUUUAAUCCUCCUGACUCCAUGUCUUGACGUUUGGUUUCUGAAGGAGCACAAUUGCAUUCUAUUCAUUGUAUUUUACCUUUUUGACUUUUCCUCCUUAUAGUUGUUUAUGGCCUCCUUGCACACGGUCGUUUGACUGCUAGUUCAUGUUCUGCAUGGAACAUUUUAUAUGACUAUGACCUAUGUUUUUUUUGUUUUGUUUUUUUUAUCAUGUGAUUUUACUUCUCGUUUUGGCUAAUUGUAGCCAUGUAGAUAUGUAGUUCUGUCCCAGAACCCUGUCCCUAACUAUAUGUAGGACAUCUACAGGACAAUCUUUUGUCACACGUGCCUGUUUGAAGCAAUACACAAAGUGGGUUUAACAUGGCAGAACUUGAUGCUUUUAACCGAUAUCGUGCAAUGUAGUCUGACCUGGUCUAACCGCUCUUGCCUGGUAAUCCUAUAGUAGUCCGCCUGGUUUUAUUAGCGGUCCAGUUAAUGGUCUCGAUCUCUCUGACCGGUGCACAGGUUAAUGUUUUCGCUGUGCCUUAUACCUGUUGUAUUAUGACAGCGCUGCUCCCGCUAGGCAGAUAGGCUUACAAUUCCUACUCAUACCAUAGUGAGUGUGUCAGUGUUUGAGUCUUUCAUUAUAUGUCUGCUUUCACAGCUUGGUGGAUACCAAAUGAAUGG
Molecule: messenger RNA, 4162 nt
Organism: Bufo bufo (common toad)
Lineage: Eukaryota; Metazoa; Chordata; Amphibia; Anura; Bufonidae
Gene: SH3BP4
Product: SH3 domain binding protein 4
Exons: 6
Coding region: 232-3123 (963 amino acids)
Cellular component (GO): cytoplasm
Molecular function (GO): protein binding
Source: RefSeq, a predicted model, not a curated record